UACUUUGUUGAGUAGGUGAGAUUGUAGAAAUCUGUAGUGGAAAGAAUGUUGUAUCUGUUUUGGAAUGUGGGGCUGCUACUGUUUUGUACAUUGAUGGAGAAUUCUUCUGCUACACUUUCUCCUGCUGGUGUAAACUAUGAAGUUGUAGCUUUGACGGAAAUUAAGAAGGCCUUACAUGACCCCUAUAAUGUUCUGGACAAUUGGGAUGUGAAUUCUGUAGACCCCUGCAGUUGGAGAAUGGUCACUUGCUCCUUGGAUGGCUAUGUGUCUGCUCUAGCACUACCUAGUCAAAGUCUAGCUGGCACCUUAUCGCCUGGAAUUGGCAAUCUUACUAACUUGCAAUAUGUAUUGUUGCAAAACAAUGCCAUUUCUGGUCAUAUUCCUGAUGUGAUUGGGAAGUUACAAAAGCUUCAGACACUUGAUCUUUCCAACAAUAAAUUUGAAGGCGAAAUACCCACUUCCUUUGAAGACCUGAAGAAUUUGAAUUAUUUGGAUGUCUCUUAUAAUAAUCUAAGUGGUACCCUUCCUAAAAUAUCAGCACGAGCUUUCAAAGUGCUCGGGAAUCCUUUAAUUUGUGGUCAAGGUUCUGAGAAUAAUUGCUCAGCAGUCUAUCCAGAACCACUGUCCUUCCCACCUGAUAGUCUGGCAGAUCAAUCUGGUGCUGCACGCAAGAGCCGUCGCGUGGUUGUUGCGUUUGUUGCAAGUUUUGGUGCUGCUUUCUUGGUCAUAAUAGCCCUGGCUUUGCUUCUUUGGUGGCGCUACAGAAAUAAUCAGCAGAUCUUCUUUGAUGUCAAUGAUCAUUGUUAUCCAGAGGUAUGCUUGGGUCACCUGAAAAGGUACACCCUUAAGGAACUGCGGACUGCCACUGACCAUUUCAGCUCAAAACGUAUUUUGGGAAAGGGAGGAUUUGGGGUUGUGUACAAGGCCAGCUUAAACAAUGGUACUGUUGUGGCCGUCAAACGAUUGAACGACUACAAUGCUGUUGGUGGUGAAAAUCAAUUUCAGACAGAAGUAGAAUUGAUUAGUUUGGCUGUCCAUCGGAAUCUUCUCCAUCUUCUGGGGUUUUGUUCAACUGAAAGUGAACGGCUUCUUGUUUACCCCUAUAUGCCAAAUGGAAGUGUAGCAUCACGAUUAAAAGAUAGCAUAAAUGGUAAACCAGUUUUAGACUGGUCAAGGCGGAAAAAGAUAGCACAAGGUACAGCAAGAGGGCUAGUUUACUUGCAUGAGCAGUGUGAUCCCAAAAUUAUCCAUCGUGAUGUCAAAGCAGCAAACAUUCUGUUGGAUGAAGAAUUUGAGGCAGUAGUUGGUGAUUUUGGGUUGGCAAAGCUCUUGGAUCACCAUGAUUCCCAUGUGACAACUGCUGUUAGGGGCACCAUUGGCCACAUUGCUCCAGAAUAUUUGUCUACUGGCCAAUCAUCUGAAAAAACUGACGUUUUUGGGUUUGGAAUCUUGCUACUUGAGCUGAUUACUGGCCAGAAAGCUAUGGACUUUGGUCGAGGGGCCAACCAGAAAGGUGUUGUUAUGCUUGAUUGGGUGAGAAAGCUGCAUCAAGAGGAGAAACUGAACCUUAUGGUAGAUAACAAUUUGAAAAAUAACUUUGACCAGAUUGAGCUAGAAGAGAUGGUUAAAGUUGCCCUUCUAUGCACCCAUGUCAACCCUUCUCAUCGCCCAAAAAUGUCCGAAGCAUUAAGGAUGUUAGAGGGCGAUGGAUUGGCUGAAAAAUGGGAGGCAUCACAAAAGCUCGAGACUCCAAGAAACCGAGCUUUUGAACAUACACCACAAAGAUAUUCCAACUACGUCGAAGACUCUUCACUAGUUGAACCAAUGGAACUUUCUGGACCUAGAUGACAUCCAUUUUUCGUUCUCGAUUCUUAUCAUCCUUGAGUUGCUAAAGUUGAAGUGAGAAGUAUCUCAUUGCUGUUGAAUGUAUGUAUUCAUUUUGUAAAAGAAAAGGGAAUAAGUCAUGUGUAAGCUGAGUUCAUAUAUGAUACAUUCCCUCUUGUUCUUUCAAUUUUUGAAAUGAUAUGCUAUGUAAUUAUGAUUUCAUUUGUUCUUUUUAUAAGAAAGAUUUUGAGAUUUAUGAGUAAUAAAACGCCAUAGGCUUGCCAUUCUCAUUAAGU
Molecule: messenger RNA, 2120 nt
Organism: Solanum verrucosum
Lineage: Eukaryota; Viridiplantae; Streptophyta; Magnoliopsida; Solanales; Solanaceae
Product: protein NSP-INTERACTING KINASE 3-like
Exons: 10
Coding region: 46-1848 (600 amino acids)
Biological process (GO): protein phosphorylation
Molecular function (GO): protein binding; protein kinase activity; ATP binding
Source: RefSeq, a predicted model, not a curated record